AUGUCUCAUGGUACUUCUUAUGUGCAACUCAUGAUUUCCGGUACACGGAGUCAGAAAUACUCGAUUGACUACUGGUCCUUCGAAGUUCGAGAAGGGAGGUAG
Sclerotinia sclerotiorum 1980 UF-70 is the source of this 102-nucleotide messenger RNA. RefSeq lists its product with no specific name. The record is from RefSeq and is a predicted model, not a curated record. Lineage: Eukaryota; Fungi; Ascomycota; Leotiomycetes; Helotiales; Sclerotiniaceae. The coding region runs from base 1 to 102 and encodes 33 amino acids. The transcript has a single exon.